Tripterygium wilfordii is the source of this 2494-nucleotide messenger RNA. RefSeq names its product ABC transporter G family member 9-like. The transcript has 5 exons. Gene Ontology annotation, molecular function: ATP hydrolysis activity; ATP binding; ABC-type transporter activity. Lineage: Eukaryota; Viridiplantae; Streptophyta; Magnoliopsida; Celastrales; Celastraceae. The record is from RefSeq and is a predicted model, not a curated record. Gene Ontology annotation, cellular component: membrane. Bases 322 to 2208 code for a protein of 628 amino acids.
AUGGUGAACCAGGAAAGAGGUGGUGAUGGUGUUUUUGUAAGGGAACAAGGAGAAGGGAAUUUGAUAUGGUCAAUUAGGGUGUUGUUAGAUUGAGUUUUAUUUUUAGAUUUUUUGGAGUGUACUUAAUUAACUCAGGGUUGCAAAUAUUCCCCAUCAAAAACCAUAUCAGAUUUGUUUGGAAAGAAAACCAAAUCGUUUAUGGUAAUAUUUAUAGGAAUGAUCGUGAAGAAUUGAUAAGCACAACAGAACAAAUACAAACGGAGAGAAUCAGAACAAAGAAGAGGGGGAGAGAAGAAUACAACAAUUUUUUAUACAGACACGAUGGAGGCGGAGAUGGCAGACGUCGAAUCACAAUCUGCGCAUCAAGAAUCAAAUACAGUGGCAAUCUUUAGGAAACCCAAUCAACCUGUGACGCUAAAGUUUGACGAUGUCGUGUACCAAGUCAAAGUGAACAAAGCAUCAUGUUUGUCUCGAAGGAAAACCAAUUCCGAAGAUGAAAGAAUGGUUCUUAAAGGAAUGACAGGAGUGGUUCAUCCUGGAGAAGUAUUAGCCAUGUUAGGUCCAUCGGGGAGUGGCAAAACAACUCUGUUAACAGCAUUAGGAGGCAGACUUGGUGGGAAGAUCAGCGGAACCAUAACUUACAAUGGCAAGCCGUUCUCGAAUUCGAUGAAGCGAAACACUGGAUUUGUCACUCAAGAUGAUGUUCUUUAUCCCCACUUGACUGUGACCGAAACAUUAGUCUUCACAGCUCUUCUUAGACUACCAAACAACCUCACAAAACAGAACAAGAUCACUGAAGCAGAGAAUGUGAUAACCCAACUUGGGUUAACAAAAUGUAAGAAUACCAUCAUUGGAGGUCCACGUUUGAGAGGGGUUUCGGGCGGGGAGCGAAAAAGGGUUAGUGUAGGACAAGAAAUGCUUAUAAAUCCGAGCCUAUUGUUCUUGGAUGAACCAACAUCAGGGCUUGACUCGACGACUGCUCAAAAGAUUGUGUCAACGUUGUGGGAGCUAGCCAAAGGAGGGAGAACUGUUGUGAUGACCAUACAUCAGCCUUCAAGUAAGCUUUUUUAUUUGUUUCAUAAGGUGCUGGUGUUGUCUGAAGGAAACCCUUUGUACUUCGGAGAUGGAUCAAGAGCUAUGGAUUAUUUUGCUAGUAUUGGCUACACGCCUUCAGUCGCCAUGAAUCCUGCAGAUUUUCUUCUAGAUUUGGCUAAUGGUGUUACAUCGGAUGAUUCAUGUGAUAGUGAAGCAACUGUUAAGCAGACUUUGGUUACUGCAUAUAAGACCAAUCUUGCCAACAAGUUGAAAUUGGAAAUUCAACAAACAAAUGAUCAUCCCAGUUAUAAUGACAUUGAAGUGGAAGCCAGGAAAUUCGGACAGUGGCCUACGACUUGGUGGCAACAAUUUACUGUGUUAUUGAGGAGAGGGUUCAAAGAGAAGAGGCACGAGACCUUCACCGCUCUGCACAUUGGCCAACUCCUAACUAUGGCUGUGAUUGCAGGUUUACUGUGGUGGCAAUCUAAUGUUUCUCAUCUUCAAGAUCAGGUUGGUCUCCUCUUCUUUCUCACCGGAUUAUGGAGUGCGGUCCCAAUGAUGCAGGCCAUAUCGACAUUUCCCCAAGAACGAAUGAUGCUGGAAAAGGAGCGAUCGUCGAGAAUGUACAGGCUAUCGUCCUACUUCAUGUCAAGAACACUAGGUGUUCUUCCAAUAGACCUUGCCAUGCCAGCAGUUUGUAUGAUCAUAACAUACUGGAUGGGAGGGCUCAACCCCAACCCCCGGAACUUCUUCCAGUCCUUAUUUGUUAUUCUAAUACUUGUUGUCUUAGUAGCUCAAGGCCUUGGGCUUGCAAUUGGUGCAAUCAUAAUGGACCAAAAAAUAGCCCCGACAUUUGCAUCGGUCGUCAUGUUAUCCUUCCAAUUAGCUGGCGGAUUCUAUGUCCAGAAAGUGCCACCCUUUAUUGGUUGGAUUAAGUACAUUUCCAUCAACUAUCACUCCUUGAAGCUCCUACUGGCGUCGCAAUAUAAGGCAAAUCAGACGUACCCUUGCGGCGGCGAAGGCCAAUUGUGUAUUGUGGGAGAGUUUCCUGCUAUAAAGGCCGUUGGGUUUGAUGGACAGGUUGUUUCGGUGAUUGCUUUGGUCAUUAUGCUUGUUGGUUAUCGAGUGGUUGCUUACAUUGCUCUCAUGAGAAUGGGAGUGACCAAGAAGUAGGAAAGUAUAUGGUUACUCAAGUACAAGAGGAAACAAAAAAGACAGAAAAAUCGAGAUUUUUGUAUGUUUACUUUUUAUACAUAUUGUGAUGCCUAAAUUAUGAAGACCCUUAUAGGCUAUAACCACGCCUUGGAUUUUGACCUCCACUGUCAGGUAAGAAACCGUCUAGGCCUGACGGCCCGAGCAUGCAUGUAGAUUAUAUGAUGCUUACUUGACUACUUCUUAAUUUUUACAUUACUCAAAAAACCUUACAUUAGCCAAUAAAUAACAUAUCAUUUCCCUGAAA